Leptosomus discolor (cuckoo roller) is the source of this 1209-nucleotide messenger RNA. The record is from RefSeq and is a predicted model, not a curated record. Lineage: Eukaryota; Metazoa; Chordata; Aves; Leptosomiformes; Leptosomidae.
GUUUAUCAUGUUGGGCUCCGGGUUCAAGGCCGAGCGCUUGCGAGUCAACCUGCGCCUUGUCAUCAACCGCCUCAAACUGCUGGAGAAGAAGAAGACUGAGUUGGCCCAGAAGGCAAGGAAGGAGAUUGCAGAUUAUCUGGCAGCCGGAAAAGAUGAGCGUGCCAGGAUUCGCGUGGAGCACAUCAUCCGUGAAGAUUACCUUGUGGAGGCCAUGGAGAUCCUGGAGCUGUACUGCGAUCUGCUGCUAGCCCGCUUUGGCUUGAUUCAGUCCAUGAAGGAGCUGGACUCUGGCCUGGCAGAAGCAGUAUCGACACUGAUUUGGGCUGCACCACGACUCCAGUCAGAAGUGGCUGAGUUGAAGAUUGUUGCUGACCAGCUGUGUGCCAAGUACAGCAAGGAGUAUGGGAAGCUGUGCCGGACAAACCAGAUCGGGACAGUCAAUGACAGGCUGAUGCACAAGUUAAGCGUGGAGGCACCGCCCAAGAUCCUGGUGGAGAGAUACCUCAUUGAGAUUGCCAAGAACUACAAUGUGCCCUAUGAGCCUGACUCAGUGGUGAUGGCUGAAGCCCCUGCAGGUGGAGAGGCAGAUCUGAUUGACGUGGGAUUCACAGAUGAUGUGAAGAAGGGUGGCCCUGGAGGAGGUGGUGGAUUUACAGCACCUCUGGUUGGUCAUGAUGGAGUCGUACCCAUGCCGGUGAUGAUGCCUAUGCCCAUGCCGACACCAAACCCGCCCUUCUCCUAUCCGCCUCCAAAGGGACCAGAGAACUUCAGUGGCCUACCCGUGGGGACCUACCAGCCUUUCACUAACAUCCAUCCACCACCAAUUCCGGCAGCCCCACCGACAUACGAGUCUAUCAAUGAGCCUGAUGCUGACAAGGACGGUUCUGUGCCGGCAGCUGGGCCUGGGCCCAAGUCAGAAGCUUCUCCUAAACCAGGAGCUCCUAAUACCUUUGAUAACUUUGUGCUGCCUGAAUUACCAUCUGUGCCAGAUACGCUGCCCACAGCAUCUGCUGGCGCCAACUCUUCUGCCUCUGAAGACAUUGACUUUGAUGAUCUUUCUCGGAGAUUUGAGGAGCUGAAGAAGAAAACAUAAAACUGACUGGGCUGUAACUCCAGUGUGAGGGGCAGGAGCUGACAGCUGCUUCUCUCUGAAACACACUCCCCUUGAAACUGGUUUCCUCUAUUAACCUCAAAUGACCGCGCUCUUCU